Molecule: messenger RNA, 1279 nt
Organism: Vicugna pacos (alpaca)
Lineage: Eukaryota; Metazoa; Chordata; Mammalia; Artiodactyla; Camelidae
Gene: CYB5R2
Product: cytochrome b5 reductase 2
Cellular component (GO): mitochondrion
Molecular function (GO): oxidoreductase activity; FAD binding
Source: RefSeq, a predicted model, not a curated record
GCCACGCGCGCCACGCGCCUGCGCCCGGGCUGGGCGCGGAUUCCGGCCUAGUGCGUCCGCGGCGUCGGCCCAGCCCGGCCUCGCAGCCAGCGCCACUUCGACGACAUGUUCGGCGUCUCGUUCCGGGACCCGGCCCUGCUCCUCGCCAUCACUGUUAUUGGGGUCACUGUGCUCCUGUUGGCCCUGAAGAACAUGAACUUCAAGAGGAGACAUCCUAUCACCUUACAGGACCCUGAAACCAAGUACCCUCUGCCCUUGAUUGAGAAAGAGCAAAUCAGUCACAACACCCGGAGGUUCCGCUUUGGACUGCCAUCACCAGACCACGCCUUAGGGCUUCCUGUAGGUAACUAUGUUCAUCUCUUGGCCAAAAUUGAUGAUGUUUUGGUGAUCAGGGCUUAUACGCCUGUGUCCAGUGAUGAUGAUCUUGGCUUUGUGGACUUAAUCAUAAAGAUCUACUUUAAAAAUGUACACCCUAAUCAUCCAGAAGGGGGGAAGAUGACUCAGUACUUGGAGAACAUGAAAAUUGGGGACACCAUCCUUUUUCGAGGGCCAUCCGGGCGCCUGUUCUAUCAGGGGUCAGGGAAGUUUGCCAUCAAGCCGUACAAAAUGAGUGAGCCUGAAAAUAAACUGGUCCAUCACCUGGGAAUGAUUGCCGGGGGCACAGGGAUCACGCCCAUGCUGCAGCUCAUCCGCUGCAUCACCAAGAAGCCCAGUGACAGGACCAGGAUGUCUCUCAUCUUUGCCAACCAGACAGAGGAGGAUAUCUUGUUGAGAAAAGAGCUUGAAGAAGUUGCCAGAACCCAUCCAAAGCAGUUCAAACUGUGGUACACCCUGGACAGGCCUCCUGUUGGCUGGAAGUACAGCUCAGGCUUCAUUACCGAGGAUAUGAUCAAAGAGCACCUCCCGCCUCCUGGGAGGUCCACAUUCAUCCUGGUAUGUGGCCCACUAGCCCUGAUCCAGACAGCUGCACACCCAAACCUGGAGAAACUGGGUUACACCAAGGAUAUGAUUUUCACCUACUAACACCUCCCUUGCUCUGACCAAAUUUGUCUAGUCGCCUUCAUCUUUCUAAGUGAGCUCAGCUUCACCAUGUUAAACAGGGAAGUGACUUGUAAUGCACCUUGGGUACCUGGUGCUCCUCUCUUUGGUGUGGGGUGAAGAAGAAUGCAAGAGGAUGGAGAGAGUGGGUUCCGGUUUCCUUGCUUGGGGGAGGCCUGAGGAAUUUCAUUUCAGUAUCCCCCUCCCCAUAGCUUAUUGAAAUAAAGUUAAGUGCAGGAGA